Molecule: messenger RNA, 488 nt
Organism: Rotaria sp. Silwood1
Lineage: Eukaryota; Metazoa; Rotifera; Eurotatoria; Philodinida; Philodinidae
Source: the annotation of a GenBank genome assembly
AUGUCGCUUGCGUUAGUCGUACAUGAAAAUAAAAAACUUCUUCUCGAAGAACUUCCUCUUCCGACAUAUGGUCCCAAUGAUCUGCUAAUUAAAGUAACACAUGUUGCACAAAAUCCAACUGAUUGGAAAUCUGUUCAUUUUCGUGCUGCGAAACCAGGAUCAAUCGUUGGAUGUGAUUUUGCUGGAGAAAUUGUUGAAGUAGGCGAAGAAGCGAUUGGUAAUUAUAGAAGAGGUGAACGUGUUGCUGGCUGUGUUCCAGGUGGUGUCAAUCCUGAAUUUGGUAUUCGUGGAGCUUAUUCUGAAUAUGUUGUUCAAGAAGCAUCACUCGUCUUUCGUUACCCUUCAAUGAUUUCACCUGAAUCAGCAGCUACAAUUCCACUUGCUACUAUUACAGCAGCUCUUGGUCUUUUUCAUGAGAUGAAUUUACCACUACCACCUGCGACUUGUGGAGCAUCUAUUCUUAUAUGGUCUGGUAGUACAAGUGUUGG